CACUGGGUGGGAGGGAUACGAAAACAUGUGAGUGACGCAGAGAGUGUGAUAAUACAACGGGGUAAAGAGUGAGAGAACAUGAGGCAAGGGGAGAAAAAAUAUUUCCAGAAAAAGAGAGAGAGAGAGAGAGAGAGCAAAAGCAGGGUGGAUCAAGAGCAGAGGAGCCAGCGAAUAGGAGAGGGGGGGGAGAGGGAGAGAGAGAGAGAGAGAGACUGACUGACUGCAGACGCUCGCCCACUGUCACCGCUCCGCAGCCAGAGGACAGAGGACAGAGGACAGAGGCAGUGGACGCAGGACGCCAUGGAGGAGGAAGACCGCACCGUGCGCCCGCAGCUCCGCCGCUGACGGAUCACCCCUCCGAGACCAUCCCGUCCGGUCGGGAGCGACUUCUCUCUCCCUCCUUCACCAGACCCAAGUGCCGGACCUCAACUCCUGCAGGACCCUGGGGGAGGGAGGGGGGGGGGCACCGUCUCAGGCUGAAGCCACACUUCACUUCUUCCUGCCUUUUGGACUAGUGUUUUUUUUCUUCUUCCAACCAUCCCGCCGUUCGCUGACCUUCCGAGCUGAGUGGAUCUACUUUUGUCCCGUGUGCGGACCAUGGGGCGCGGGUGGAGGGGCGCAGCGGGGAGCCUCCCACUAAGGACCGAGGUGACGCUGCUGCUGCUGCUGCUGCUGUGGGGCUGCCGGGAGGCUCCCGCGCAGACGGACGACGGGAAGUCCGUCUACUUCUGGGAAACAGGUCCGUGGGGAAGGUGCAUGGGCAGCGACUGCGGCCCGGGAGGCAGCCAGAGCCGGGCGGUGUGGUGCGCCCACGUGGACGGCUGGACCACGCUGCACACCAACUGUGACCAGGCCCAGCGCCCGUCCAACCAGAGGAACUGUUUCCGCGUGUGCGACUGGCACAAGGACCUUUACGGCUGGCAGCUGGGCGCCUGGAAUGCCUGCGUGCCUGUUUCGGCGAGGACCUUGUGGAGCUCGCGGGCGCCCGCGUGCAGCGGCGGCGAGGAGGGCAUUCAGACCCGGGAGGUGGGCUGCACACUCAAAGCGGACGCGUCUCCAGCAGAGGAUGCCAUCUGCGAGUACUUUGAGCUCAAGCCUCGCCUGGAGCAGGAUUGUUUGAUCCCUUGCCCUCGGGACUGCGUGCUCUCCGAGUACUCGCCAUGGACGUCCUGCUCCAAAACCUGCGGCACGGGCCUCAGGAACCGGGUCCGGAGCGUCCUGGUCCCUCCGCUCUUCGGGGGCGCGGCUUGCCUCAACCUCACCGAGUUCCAGUCGUGCAAAGCGGGGCCCUGCACGGGUCCGGAGGGCAUGCACAGCCUCAGGGUGGGGCCGUGGAGCCCCUGCGCCCUCCCGCCGACGCGGACGGCGCGCCAAGUGAAGCGCAGGAAAGGGAAAGGCCAGGGGCUCAGGGAGCGGGCCGGGGUCAAAGACCCGGAGACCAGAGAGCUCAUCCAGAAGAAGCGGACCAGGAACCGCCUCAACCGGCAGGAGAGCCCCUUCUGGGACAUCCAGGUGGGCUACCAGACCCGGGAAGUGACCUGCACACACCGCAAUGGGAGCGCCGCGGGUCGCAACCUGUGCGCCCCGUGGGACCCGCCGCUGACCCUGCGGCCCUGCGUCCUCCCCAAAGACUGCCAGCUGACGGACUGGGCCGAGUGGGGGCCCUGCUCCAAAGCCUGCCUGGACCCGGCGUCCCCCGCGGGCCGCCGCGCCCGCAGCAGACAGGUGGUCCAGUUCCCCGUGGGCGAGGGGGCGGAGUGCGCGCCGCUGGAGGACUCUGAGCCGUGUGAACCUCAGGGGGAAGGUGUGCCGCCCUGCUCCACCUACACCUGGAGAAGCACCGAGUGGAGCGACUGCCGGGUCGACUCGUUGCUAGGCCAACAGGACCGUCGGCGCGGCAACCUGACGGGGCUCUGCGGGGGGGGCCUGCAGACCAGGGAGGUUUAUUGCGUGCAGGCCAACGCCGAGCUUCUGAAGUACCUCGACGACCUCCGGGAAAAAGACCAAGCGGGUCAGACCCAAAGACAGCAGAAGCCUAGUGUCCCCCCUCUCCUCUCCAUCACCUUCCAGAUUACAGCCUCCCGGCCGGUGGAGAACAAGAUGUGCAAGGGUCCGAUCCCCAACAGGUCCCAGCUGUGCCACAUCCCCUGUCCCAUCGACUGCGAGGUGUCGCCCUGGGGGGCCUGGGGGCCCUGCACCUUCGAGAACUGUGACGACCAGGCCGGGAAGAAAGGUUUCAAACUGAGAAAACGGCGGAUCACCAACGAGCCGACGGGGGGGCCCGGCAACUGCCCCCACCUGGUGGAGGCGGUGCCGUGCGACGAGCCCCGUUGCUACGACUGGCGGCUGGCGGGCCUGGACCGGUGCGUCCCUGACGACGGGACGCCGUGCGGCGCCGGCGCUCAGCUGGCGCUGCUCCGGUGUGUCAACGGCAACGAGGAGGAAGUGGACAGCGGCCUCUGCGCGGCGUCCCCGGCUCCGGAGCCCGCCCCCUGCGAGGUGCCUUGCUCGAGGGACUGCGUGCUCAGCGAUUGGACGAGCUGGUCCACCUGCUCUCAGACCUGCUCCAGCAAGACCAUCGAGGGCAAGCAGACGAGGACGCGCUCCAUCCUGGCCUACAACGCCGGGGAAGGUGGCGCCGUGUGCCCGAACAGCAGCUCCCUGCUGGAGGUGCGUAACUGUAACGAACACGCCUGCACCGUCUACCACUGGCAGACGGGGCCCUGGGGGCCCUGCACCGAGGACCCCUCCGCCUCGGCCCUCAACACCUCGGCGGGGGUCCGAGCCGGCGCCGGCGGCGGUCAGGGUUCCUGCUCCGUGGGAAUGCAGACCCGCAAGGUCAUCUGCGUCCGGGUCAACGUGGGACAAGUGCCCCCCAAGAAGUGUCCAGACGGCCCCCGCCCCAGCACGGUGCGACCGUGUGAGCUGCCCUGCAAGAAGGACUGCAUCGUGACUCCUUUCAGCGACUGGACGGCGUGUCCCGUUACCUGCGACGCAGCUGGCAACGCCGUGAAAAUAAAGCAGUCAAGGAAGCGUCUCAUCAUCCAGCAGCCGUCCAACGGGGGACAGGAGUGUCCCGAGGUGCUGGAGGAGGAGAGGGACUGUGAGGUCCCCAAUGUCUGCCCGGGGUUCAGGUGGAAAACCCAUAAAUGGAGGAAGUGCCAGCUGGUGCCGUGGUUUCUCCGACAGGACCGUCCAGGUGCGCAGGAGACGUGCGGUCCAGGACUCCAAACCAGAGCUGUGUCCUGUCGGCAGCUGGACGGGACGCAGGCCGACAUCGGCGAGUGUCUGAAUUUUGCCACGGCCAUGCCGGCCAUCACUCAGCGCUGUCAGCUCCCCUGCCAGGAUGACUGCCAGCUGACCAACUGGUCCAAGUUCUCGUCCUGCACCGCUGACUGUGUGGGGGUCCGCACCCGAAAGAGGGCGUUGAUAGGGAGGAGCAAGAAGAAAGACAAGUGCAAGAACACGCAAAUGUACCCUUUGAGCGAGACCCAGUACUGCCCCUGUGACAAGUACAACGCCCAGCCGGUGGGGAACUGGUCGGACUGCAUCCUGCCCGAGGGGGGCCGGGUGGAGAGCAUCCUGGGGAUGAAGGUCCAGGGAGACAUCAAGGAGUGUGGACAGGGCUACCGCUACCAGGCCAUGGUGUGCUACGACCAGGACAACCGGCUGGUGGAGACCUCACGCUGCAACAGUCACGGUUAUAUCGAGGAGGCGUGCAUCAUCCCCUGCCCCUCGGACUGUAAACUCAGCGAAUGGUCCAACUGGUCGCGCUGCAGCAAGUCCUGCGGCAGCGGGGUCAAAGUUCGCUCCAAGUGGCUUCGGGAGAAGCCCUACAACGGCGGGCGGCCGUGUCCCAAGCUGGAUCACAUCAACCAGGCCCAGGUGUACGAGGUGGUGCCGUGUCAGAGCGACUGCAACCAGUACGUGUGGUUGGCCGAGCCGUGGAGCGCGUGGAAGGUCAGCAACGUGGACCUGAAGGAGAACUGCGGCGAGGGCGUCCAGACCAGAAAAGUCAGGUGCAUGCUCAACACCAUAGACGGCCCCUCGGAGUCCGUGGAGGACUACCUGUGCGACCCCGAGCUGAUGCCCCUGGGGGCCAGGGAGAGCCGGCUGCCCUGCCCCGAGGACUGCGUCCUCAACGACUGGGGCCCCUGGAGCCGCUGCGACCUGCCGUGCAUCCGGACCAACAGUCGGGAGCGCACGGCGUACGCCCUGCGCCCCCCCAGCGUGGGGAGGCAGUGCCCCGACACCAGCGACAGGGAGCCCUGCAGCCUGAACCUCAACUGCUUCAACUACUUCUACAACAUCACAGACUGGAGCACGUGUCAGCUGAGUUCCAACGCCGUGUGUGGGAGCGGCAUCAAGACCCGGAUGCUCGACUGCGUCCGCAGCGACGGCAAAUCGGUCGACAUCAAAUUCUGCGAUGAGCUGAGUUUGGAGAAGAAGUGGCAGAUGAACGUCUCCUGUGUGGUCGAGUGUCCCGUCAACUGUCAGAUGUCGGCGUGGUCGCCGUGGUCGGACUGCUCUCAGACGUGCGGGCUGGACGGCAAGAUGUGGCGGCGGCGCUCGGUGGUCCGGGCCUUCCAGGGCGACGGCCGGCCCUGCCCCUCUCAGACGGAGCAGUGGAAGCCCUGCCCCGUCCGACCCUGCUACCGCUGGCAGUACGGCGACUGGUCCGAGUGCCGCGUGGAGAGCGUGGUGUGCGGAGACGGCGAGCGCUACAGAAACCUGUCCUGCUUCGUGUCGGACGGCUCGGGCGACGCGGCGUCCGGCGGCGCGGUGGACGAGGAGCUGUGCGGCGGCCUGGAGCCGGCCGUCAGCGGGGACGAGCGGAUCAGCCUGAAGGAGGCCUGCACCCUCCCCUGCCCAGGUGAGUGCUACCUGAUGGAGUGGUCGGAUUGGAGCUCGUGCGUGAGCAUCUGCGUCAAGGCGGCCGGCGUGGACUUCGGCUCGGUCCGGGUUCGCUCCCGAGCCGUGUUGGCCCAGGAGCCGGAGAACCUGCAGCUCUGCCCCGACCAAGAGUGGGAGUCCCAGCCCUGUGACGAGGGCGAAUGCUACGAGUACAAAUGGCUGAGCGGCGGCCGUCCAAACGCCACCGGCCCGGCGGUCUGGUGCCAGCGCUCCGACGGGCUCAACGUUACCGGAGGUUGUCCUCCUCUGAGCUCUCCAGAGGACAACGACUCGUGUGACCCUCCCUGUCUCAAGACAAAGUCCUUCUGCAGCGAGGCCGCCACCUGCGCGUGCGAGGAGGGCUUCACGGAGGUGCUGUCGCCGAGCGGGCAGCUGGACCAGUGCGCCCCCAUCCCGGUGCUGGAGAUCCCCACGGCGGGGGACAAGAAAGGGGACGUGAAGACCAGCCGUGCCAUUAACCCCACCCUGCCCGCCACCGCGCAGCCCGGGCGCAGCGGGCGCACCUGGUACCUGCAGCCUUACGGACCAGAUGGGAAGCUGAAGAUGUGGGUGUACGGUGUAGCAGCCGGAGCCUUCGUGCUCCUCAUAUUCAUAGUGUCUAUGAUAUACCUAGCUUGCAAAAAGCCAAAGAGACCUCAGAGACAGAGGCAGCAAAACAGCCGACUGAAACCUCUGACUCUGGCCUACGACGGGGACACGGACAUGUAGUCCUCGGGGGGGAGGGGGGGGGGGGGUCACCAAGCACCCCCUCCCCCCCCCCCGCCACCGUGGCAGCGGGGGACACGCGUGGUUUUGCGGCGCAAACGAAGCGCAGAAAUGACUGAAAAUCCUCUUGCAGCAGAGACAGUGGUGGGGUUCAUCCAUUUCAAGUAGAGCGCCAUCAACCACCCUCUUUUCAUUGUUUUUUUUAAGUAUUUCAUUUUUUCAAAGAGCCUUCGUGAACUCCACCUUGUUCAAUAAUGAAAUACCUUCUUUUUUCGGGGGGGGGGGUGAGGGGGAGCCCAACCCAUCAUCAUCAUAAAGAAAAGAUAUUCAGCUGGAGGAGUCCGGAUGCAGUCUGUCUCUGAACAUGGCAGCUCCAGCUUCAGCACUUACACACCCCCCCCCCCCCCC
Molecule: messenger RNA, 6027 nt
Organism: Pungitius pungitius (ninespine stickleback)
Lineage: Eukaryota; Metazoa; Chordata; Actinopteri; Perciformes; Gasterosteidae
Gene: thsd7ab
Product: thrombospondin, type I, domain containing 7Ab
Exons: 29
Coding region: 598-5622 (1674 amino acids)
Source: RefSeq, a predicted model, not a curated record